Messenger RNA from Cercospora beticola, 1802 nucleotides. Lineage: Eukaryota; Fungi; Ascomycota; Dothideomycetes; Mycosphaerellales; Mycosphaerellaceae. The record is from RefSeq and is a predicted model, not a curated record.
GACGUGGACUUCGGCGUUGGGGCGUGAUCCACGGACUGCUCGCCUUCUCGAUCGCCAGCUUCGUCAUUGUCAACAUCCUUCGCUGGGAGUAUCGCCGUCUGAAGCUUGUGGAGCUGGCAGUCACACAGGCAUGGCACGAGGCAACGGACACGUUCCGAGAGAACGGCAUAUUGGAUUCCCUUCCAGUGGAUGAGACAUCUUGGAGAUAUCGCAUCUACAAGUCGACUUAUGGACAACUGCCGGACUCUGUGGUCGAUAGUGUAUCCUGGAUCUCGCCAGACUGGAAGUCCAAUGCGUCAGUCUUCGACUACUUCAAGCUGCUGAUCGAUGAAGGCCGAAGGAGCUACUGGACCCGGCAGUGGUAUAUGGGCUUUUUGGCCUGGUCGCUGUACGCUUCUGCCAAAUGUAAGAAUGCCGCGCCUGAUGCAUGUAUACGGUAAGCUGACAGUUUCAGGUGCUGGUCUUGACCUUGGCGCCAGCUUUGCUGCGUCUUGCAUCUUGCUAGCGUACCACUUCAGCUUGGCUGCUGUUCAGGCCCUUUUCAUGGCGCUCAUCCUACUGGUACCUUCGAGCAGAGGGGAAACAAAGCCAAGACGCUUUGUGAAACCAGUCUUGAUCGUAGCAGUCGCUCUCCUCCAGUCAACAGCCCUCGUGGCCCUGCCAUGGAUACUCACGAAGCUCGAGAAUUCUGGAUCCUCCACUCGGGAAGCAUGGCAGAGCACAUUCGCACUCGGCCGAAGUUUGCUGUUAGUCGUCUCCCUGGUAUCGCCAGUGGUUCUCAAUUUUGAUCUGGCUCUGGAGAUGCAUCCUCUUUCAGAAGACCACAUCGAGACCAAACGUCGGGCGAGAGUGGUCGGGUGGUCCUGGGCUAUUGUUGGUAUUUUAUCCUUGCUGCUACAUCUCCACUCCUGGUGGCAGUGCUUUCAAGAGGCGAGUCCAGGCAAUUUGUGGCGGUGGACACACUUAGCUCUGUUGCAGCCGUGGCACGAUGCAAAGUACAACGUGUUCAAGGAUUCGACAUUCCGUGUGUUUGGUAUACUGGGCGACCAUCCGUGGAUCAACGCAUUGGGCUGGGAUGUCAUUUUCUCCACGGCUGGUGUGUGUAUGUUCUCGGUGAUCUGUGAUACCAAUGCGCGGAGCAUGUUGCAGUGCAGUCUCAUGCCCUGGCUGGACGAUGCUCUUGUGGUGGCAGAGCAUGUAGCCGAGGUUGUACGAGAUGCUGCAGACGAAGGAUUUACGAAAGGCAUGGAAGUAAUGAAUCAAGCUCAGGCUUCUGUUACAUCUGGCCUUGUCACAGCUACGCGGAGAGGACUUGACAAAGCCCAGCGGCUGGCCAGUGACUCGAAUCUUGACAUUGCUGAGAGCAUCGAAGGCAAGAUCCGUCGCGUGAAGGAUCUAGUCGAUGCUCAGGGGAGGACUGCCAACGACGACGGGGAAACGCUUCGAAAGUCUCGGGUCCAGCGUGGAAAUGACCGAAGAAUAACUCGAAGCUUUGGAGCUGAGGCCGACGCUGGCCUGAGCCCGAGGCGUAAUUUGCGGUCCACUUCCGCACGUUCGUCGUCGAGGACUCGCGCACGCUCUUCUUCGAGGAAAGGUUCUAAAAGACGGACACGACGAGCGGCUUCGCUCAUGCCUGAUGAGGCAAGCGGAAUUGCAGAGCAAGGAGGUCUGGCGUAUGCCCUUUUCCUUGCGGGUGGCUUAGGGCUCGCCAGUGCCGGAUCGUUCGGUGCCGACCUCAUGUAGAAGAACGUCAGCUAUGCUUUGGAGUUGACUCAGUUCCAGGUGAUAAAUGUUCUCCCGGC